This is a messenger RNA of Saimiri boliviensis boliviensis (Bolivian squirrel monkey), 3318 nucleotides long. It is a transcript of the gene PPFIBP1, whose product is annotated as PPFIA binding protein 1. The record is from RefSeq and is a predicted model, not a curated record. Gene Ontology annotation, molecular function: protein binding. Gene Ontology annotation, biological process: neuromuscular junction development. Gene Ontology annotation, cellular component: presynaptic active zone. NCBI's taxonomy places the organism in Eukaryota, Metazoa, Chordata, Mammalia, Primates, Cebidae.
GUUGUAAUUUGCCCCUGAGAAAUAAGAAAAUGAUGAGUGAUGCAAGUGACAUGUUGGCUGCGGCGUUGGAGCAGAUGGAUGGUAUCAUAGCAGGUUCUAAGGCCCUGGAAUAUUCCAAUGGGAUUUUUGAUUGCCAAUCUCCCACCUCUCCAUUCAUGGGAAGUUUGCGAGCUCUGCACCUUGUGGAAGACCUGCGUGGAUUGUUAGAGAUGAUGGAAACAGACGAGAAAGAAGGCUUGAGAUGCCAGAUCCCAGAUUCAACAGCAGAAACGCUUAUCGAAUGGCUUCAGAGUCAAAUGACAAAUGGACACCUACCUGGGAACGGAGAUGUGUAUCAAGAAAGGCUGGCACGUUUAGAAAAUGAUAAAGAAUCCCUCGUUCUUCAGGUAAGUGUGUUAACAGACCAGGUGGAGGCUCAGGGGGAGAAGAUUCGAGAUUUGGAGGUUUGUCUUGAAGAGCACAGAGAGAAGUUGAAUGCCACAGAAGAGAUGCUGCAGCAGGAGCUUCUGAGUAGGACAUCCUUAGAAACUCAGAAGUUGGAUCUGAUGGCUGAAAUAUCUAACUUGAAGUUGAAACUGACGGCUGUAGAGAAGGACAGAUUGGAUUAUGAAGAUAAGUUCAGAGACACAGAGGGGCUGAUUCAGGAGAUCAAUGAUUUGAGGUUGAAAGUUAAUGAAAUGGGCAGUGAAAGACUUCAGUAUGAAAAAAAGCUUGAAUCAACCAAAGAUGAACUGGCAUCUUUAAAAGAACAACUAGAAGAAAAGGAAUCUGAAGUAAAAAGACUGCAAGAAAAAUUGGUUUGCAAGAUGAAAGGAGAAGGGAUUGAAAUUGUUGAUAGAGAUGAAAAUUUUAAAAAGAAGCUCAAAGAAAAAAACGUCGAAGUACAAAAAAUGAAAAAAGCUGUGGAGUCUUUGAUGGCAGCAAAUGAAGAAAAGGAUCGGAAAAUAGAAGAUCUUCGACAGUGCCUGAGCAGGUACAAGAAAAUGCAAGAUACUGUGGUACUGGCCCAAGGUAAAAAAGGCAAAGAUGGGGAAUAUGAAGAUCUGCUCAAUUCCAGUUCCAUCUCAACUUUGCUGGAUGCACAGGGUUUCAGUGAUCUGGAGAAAAGUCCAUCACCCACUCCAGUAACGGGAUCUCCUAGUCGUGACCCAUUUAACACAAGUGUUCCCGAAGAGUUCCAUAGCACCAUCUUGCAAGUUUCCAUCCCUUCAUUAUUGCCAGCAACUAUAAGCAUGGAAACUUCUGGAAAAUCAAAGUUGACUCCUAAGCCAGAGACUUCAUUUGAAGAAAAUGAUGGGAAGAUGAUCCUUGGUGCUACUGCUGAUACCCAACUGUGUGGUAGUCUUUUAACUUCAAGUCUGCAAAAGUCCAGCAGCCUGGGCAAUCUGAAGAAAGAGACAUCUGAUGGGGAAAAGGAAUCUAUUCAGAAGACUUCAGAGGACAGAGCUCCGGCAGAAAGCAGGCCAUCUGGGACCCUGCCUCCCAGACCCCCAGGGCAGGUCACCUCUGUGGACGACAACCCCUUCGGCACUCGAAAAGUCAGAUCUUCCUUUGGCCGGGGCUUUUUUAAAAUCAAAAGUAACAAGAGAACAGCAAGUGCACCAAACUUGGAUCGUAAACGAAGUGCCAGUGCACCCACCUUAGCUGAGACAGAAAAAGAGACAGCAGAGCACCUAGACCUGGCUGGUGCUUCUUCUCGGCCAAAAGAUUCACAGGGGAACAGUCCCUUCCAGAUACCACCGCCAUCUCCAGAUUCCAAAAAGAAAUCCAGAGGUAUCAUGAAACUCUUUGGAAAACUUAGGAGAAGUCAAUCAACUACAUUCAACCCAGAUGACAUAUCUGAGUCUGAAUUCAAAAGAGGAGGGACAAGGGCAACUGCAGGGCCCCGACUGGGCUGGUCUCGAGACUUGGGACAGUCUAACAGUGACUUGGAUAUGCCAUUUGCCAAGUGGACCAAGGAGCAGGUUUGCAAUUGGCUCAUGGAACAGGGCUUGGGCUCCUACCUGAAUUCUGGCAAGCAGUGGAUUGCAUCUGGCCAGACGCUUUUGCAGGCUUCUCAACAAGAUCUAGAGAAGGAACUUGGAAUAAAGCAUUCACUUCAUCGAAAGAAGCUCCAGCUGGCACUACAAGCCCUGGGAUCUGAAGAAGAAACCAAUCAUGGGAAGCUGGAUUUCAACUGGGUCACUAGAUGGUUGGAUGAUAUUGGCCUUCCUCAGUAUAAGACCCAGUUUGAUGAAGGACGGGUCGAUGGUCGAAUGCUACACUACAUGACUGUUGAUGACUUACUGUCUUUGAAGGUUGUGAGUGUGCUACACCAUCUCAGUAUCAAAAGGGCCAUCCAGGUCCUGAGGAUCAAUAACUUUGAACCAAACUGUCUACGGAGGCGGCCGUCUGAUGAGAAUAGCAUUACCCCAUCAGAAGUUCAGAAGUGGACGAACCACCGAGUGAUGGAGUGGCUGCGCUCCGUGGACUUGGCAGAAUAUGCCCCCAACCUCAGAGGCAGUGGCGUCCAUGGCGGGCUCAUGGUUCUAGAACCUCGUUUUAAUGUGGAAACAAUGGCUCAGUUAUUGAACAUCCCACCAAAUAAGACUUUGCUGCGAAGACAUUUGGCCACUCAUUUCAACCUUCUGAUCGGGGCUGAGGCCCAGCACCAGAAGCGAGAUGCCAUGGAGCUGCCAGAUUAUGUCCUUCUAACAGCUACUGCCAAAGUGAAGCCAAAGAAACUUGCCUUUAGCAAUUUUGGGAAUUUGAGAAAGAAGAAACAGGAAGAUGGUGAAGAAUAUGUUUGUCCAAUGGAAUUGGGACAGGCAUCAGGAAGUGCAUCUAAGAAAGGAUUUAAAGCUGGUUUGGAUAUGCGCUUGUAUGACGAAGAUGAUUUGGACCGGUUAGAGCAGAUGGAAGAUUCAGAAGGGACAGUAAGACAGAUAGGUGCAUUCUCUGAAGGCAUCAACAAUCUGACGCACAUGUUAAAAGAAGAUGACAUGUUUAAAGAUUUUGCUGCCCGUUCCCCCAGUGCCAGCAUUACAGAUGAAGACUCAAACGUUUGACCAUAGCACCUGGAUGAACAUGAGGAGUGCUUACUCUCUUUUCUACUUUCUUUUCCAAAUACUCACAGUAUAUACAACAGGCAACAGAUGGUCUAUUGUUUGUUGUUCCAACUUCUGCUCCUUGAGUUUACACAGAAAGCAGGAGUAGUGUGCCGAUUCUGAAGUUGCCACAAAAAAAUAAGACACUGGUGAAUGAGAGUAUAAUUGUUUUUCUUCUAUUUAAUGUAAAAAUCUGUGAUAUAUUAUAUUUAAAGUGUUGCAUUUAAGAUGA